AUGCGGCCGGCCAGCAGCAGUGUUGCCGUGUCUGCGGAAGAGUGCGCUGCGUUGGUUGACUUCCUGAUUGCAAAUGCCUCCAAAAAAUUAGCAGGCCAUGAAAACAGAAAAAGGCGUCUUCAACAAGAAAAAGCAGCCAAGAAACACCAAAAGCUAUCAAGUUUUUUCAGUCCCAAGUCUAACAGUGGGAACAAUGCAGGCUCAACUUCUUCAGUUAGAUCUAUCUCUCUAGAUUUGUCAUCAAAUGUUUGUGAAGUCAAACCAACUGAAGAUACGGAACCUUCUGAAGGAAAGAACGAUUGCGCGCAUAAAUCAAAACAUCACGAUCGCAUUUGCAAUAUUGUUGAAGACUUGGGCAAUAAUGUCAUAGCAGGGAAUUCUGAGGAUUUUAAAACUAAAUUUGAAAACUUCCCCAAAAGAAAUGUCAACUACUAUGAUCCAGCAGCGGAAACUGAUCACAUCAUUAUGAACGGACCACAUCCUAUGAAUAAACAGUACAGUUUUCCCCCAAAAAAUUCAGACAAACGUAGUUUCUCCGUGACAAUGAUGUAUAGGAAAAUUAACAACGGUGAAAAUUUUCUUAGAAGGUGGCUUGUUUAUUCAGAGAGCAGCAAUAAAAGUUGUUGUUUUUGUUGCAAAAUUUUUGGCUUGACAAAUAAGUCAUUUUUAGGAAAAUCUGAAAUUAAUGACUUGAAGCAUGCUCGUGAAUAUUUGCAAUCACAUGAAAAUUCAGUACAUCAUCUGGAAUGUCUUAAGAAGUGGUUUGAGACAUCACUGCGAUUGCAGAUUAAUAAAACUAUUGAUAAGGAGAUACAGUCACGUGUGGAAAAGGAACGAGAGCAUUGGUGUAAAGUUUUGGAACGUUUAAUGAGCAUCACUCUGUAUUUAGCUGAAAACAAUUUGGCUUUCAGGGGAACUUCAGACACAUUAUUUACACCGCACAAUGGGCAUUUUUUAGGUCUUGUUGAAAUGCUUGGAAAAUUUGAUCUGACUAUGAACGAACAUUUACGUCGGGUUGUGUCUAAAGAAACUCACAUUCAUUAUUGUGACAAAAAUGUUCAGAAUGAAAUAAUCAAUGCAGAUCUAAAGUCAAGAAAAAAAUGUUUUAGUUAG
Limulus polyphemus (Atlantic horseshoe crab) is the source of this 1113-nucleotide messenger RNA. Its product is annotated as zinc finger MYM-type protein 5-like. The record is from RefSeq and is a predicted model, not a curated record. Bases 1 to 1113 code for a protein of 370 amino acids. The transcript is spliced from 2 exons. Lineage: Eukaryota; Metazoa; Arthropoda; Merostomata; Xiphosura; Limulidae.